Messenger RNA from Fusarium mangiferae, 555 nucleotides. RefSeq lists its product as uncharacterized. Lineage: Eukaryota; Fungi; Ascomycota; Sordariomycetes; Hypocreales; Nectriaceae. The record is from RefSeq and is a predicted model, not a curated record. The coding region runs from base 1 to 555 and encodes 184 amino acids. The transcript has 3 exons.
AUGCCUUUGAAGAAGAAGCUGAUUCUCAGUCUUGCGCUCGGCAUGGGAGUGGUGUGCGGCGCUAUUGGAAUAGUGAAAGCAACAGGAGUUCCAACACUGGCCAGUCAAGACGUUAGCUCGAAUCGAAUCGCAUACUGGGGCCAUCAAAUUGCUCACAACCUUUCAAGUGUCGAAGGAAAUCCAAUAAUCAUAGCGGCCUGUAUACCGGUGCUUCAGCCUGUUCUUGAGAUGUUGAGGGGACGCAAUAUCUGGAGCACCAAGAAAGACUCUGGUCAGCACCAUUACGAAGACUACAAUAAGCAGAGCGGACAGCAGCGACCUGGAAUCGAGCUGCAAGACAAGCCAAGAAAGAAAGUUGAUACUUAUGGCUUUACGAUCCAAGGAAAGGAAGGAAGCGAGGAAAAUAUGGUUGAUGCCGACAAGGUAUCCCGCACUACUUCGUCUAGGCCAGAGAGUCCUAAGGAUGGCAUAGUAAGGGCUGAUCAGGUUACUAUUGGCUAUGAUGGAGGAGAGGGGGGACCAACAUCGGCGGCCAAGAGAUGGGCUGCUGUAUAA